Molecule: messenger RNA, 5610 nt
Organism: Balaenoptera ricei (Rice's whale)
Lineage: Eukaryota; Metazoa; Chordata; Mammalia; Artiodactyla; Balaenopteridae
Gene: ZCCHC4
Product: zinc finger CCHC-type containing 4
Exons: 13
Coding region: 14-1555 (513 amino acids)
Biological process (GO): rRNA methylation
Cellular component (GO): nucleolus; cytoplasm
Molecular function (GO): rRNA (adenine-N6-)-methyltransferase activity; zinc ion binding; nucleic acid binding
Source: RefSeq, a predicted model, not a curated record
CGGCGGCGGGAAGAUGGCGGCCCCCAGGGAGCCGCUUGGAGCCGUAGAGGCAGAGGGGAGCUCGGGUCGCCAGGGGAACUCGGGAGUCGAGGUGGUGGUUUUCUCCGAUCCCGCCACGCCCGCCCCGCUGUGCCCUCACGGACCCACUCUUCUGUUUGUGAAGGCGAACCAAGGGAAAGAAGAAACACGGAGGUUUUAUGCCUGCUCAGCUUGUAGAGAUAGAAAAGAUUGUAAUUUUUUUCAAUGGGAAGAUGAAAAGUUGUCAGGAGCGAGACUUGCUGCCCGAGAAGCUCAUAACCGAAGAUAUCAGCCUCCUUUAUCCCGUUCGCAGUGUGUGGAAAGGUACUUGAAGUUUAUUGAGUUGCCCUUGUCUCAGAGAAAGUUUUGUCAAAGAUGUCAGCAGUUGCUGUUGCCAGAUGAUGAGGAAAAGCAUCGCAAGCAUCAGAUAGUGGGUGAUAUUUCUAUCACCCAGUUAAAAAGGCCCAGUCAACUCCUUUAUCCAUUGGAAAACAAGAAGACAAAUGCCCAGUAUUUGUUUGCUGAUAGGAGCUGUCUGUUCUUGGUAGACCUACUCUCUACCCUUGGGUUCAGAAGAGUACUGUGUGUUGGGACACCAAGGUUGCAUGAGCUGAUCAGGUUGAAAGCAUCAGGUGACAAGAAGUCUAACAUUAAAAGCCUUUUAUUGGAUAUUGAUUUUCGGUAUUCACAGUUUUAUAUGGAAGAUAGUUUUUGCCAUUAUAACAUGUUUAACCAUCACUUCUUUGAUGGAAAGGCUGCCCUUGAAGUAUGCAGAACAUUUUUACAGAAAGAUGAAGGUGAAGGAGUCAUUAUGGUGACAGAUCCUCCUUUUGGUGGCUUGGUUGAACCUCUGGCUGUUACAUUCAAGAAGUUAAUUGCUAUGUGGAAAGAAGGUCAAAGCCAAGAUAACAGUCACAAAGAACUACCCAUAUUCUGGAUUUUUCCCUAUUUUUUUGAAUCUCGAAUUUGUCAGUUUUUCCCAAGCUUCUGCAUGCUGGAUUACCAGGUAGAUUAUGAUAAUCAUGCACUUUAUAAACAUGGAAAGACAGGACGGAAACAGUCUCCUGUGCGUAUUUUCACCAACAUCCCACCCAACAAAAUAAUCCUUCCUACUGAAGAAGGGUACAGAUUUUGCGCUCUGUGUCAGCGAUAUGUUUCUCUAGAGAACCAGCACUGUGAACACUGUAAUUCUUGCACAUCCAAGGAUGGCAGGAAAUGGAAUCAUUGCUUUCUCUGCAAAAAGUGUGUAAAGCCUUCCUGGAUCCACUGUAACAUUUGCAAUCACUGUGCUCUUCCAGAUCAUUCUUGCACGGGCCCUAAAGACGGCUGCUUUAUUUGUGGUGAAUUAGAUCAUAAACGGAGUACUUGUCCUAACGUCUCUACAUCUAAGAAAGUUAACAAAGCUGUCAGAAAGCAGAAGCAAAGAAAGAGCAAUAAGAUGAAAAUGGAGACCACUAAAGGACAGUCCAUGAAUCAUACAUCUGUUACAAGGAAGAAGAAAAGAAGAGAAAGAGCUCAUCAAUAUCUUUGCUCUUAAAUGUCCAGUGGCUGGCGAAUAAGAAAGAUUUAUAGUCCAACCUUUGAUGCCAUUUUCUGAAAGUGCCUCACUGGACUUAAAUUCUGUCGCUUUCAAAGGUAUGCACCUCUCUAAGCUUGAAAGUAGGCAGGUGGUAUUUGCUGGUUUAUAGACCUCCUCACCCCCAGCAGCCCCUCUGGAGACCUGGGGAGUUGUUCCAUCCUUAGCUGGUUUGCUAGCUCUCAGUGCCUUUUUUCUGUCUUUAAAUCUCUUCCAGUCGUAUUAUUUUAGCCUCUUUUAUCUGAAAAAUGGGCAUAAAGCGUCCUUUUGCAGGAAGAAAGAAGAAAAUGAGAAUGAAAACCUGAGGUUUUGUUUACAUUGAACAUAAGAGUAUAAGUUCGAUAUUUUAAAUAUUAAAGUAUUGUACAGUGGCUUAAACCCCACUUGUAAAGAGAAAUACAAUAUAUAAUUUUUUUUAGACAGAAUCUGAAGAUGAUGGAAAGAAUUUUGACAAAGGCAGUCUAAAGAUAUAAAGAUUAUGAUUAUGGUUACAUUAUUAUUAUUAAGUAUUUAUUUUUCAAAUACUUUUUGCAGUUGUCCUUUGAUGGUAUAGAAUCACCUAAAUGUUUGUUGAAUGAGUGAGGUAUUUAGAAUUAUGACUUGCUCUGUCAUCUUCGUGUCUCUUAACCUAGGCAGUAUGUUUCUCUCUAUGUAAAAGUAGUAGCAGAAGGCAGGAUAUUUUGGUGAUCCUCAUUCCUAUUCUAACACUUCCUGGUUGUAUGUCCUUAGCCAGGUCAUUCAUUCUCUAGAAGCUACUGUUUCUUCAUUAUUAUAAUGGGGACAAUAAUAGUUAGACCUCAGGUUUGUUUGUGGUGAAAUUAAAUCAGGCAUAUGCCCCUGGCUCUCAGUUCUCCUGUUACCCGUGAGAAACGUUAACAAAUGAAGAUGGCUGCGGAGCACUAAGGGUAAUCACCGGGUGGUCAGGUAUUGUAGCAUGGAAGGGAGCAGUUUGAACAAACAGUUCAUUAUCUCCUUAAGACUUAGUAGUUUAGAAUGGCUUGCAUUUGCACAAUGACAUUUCUCUCUUUCCCAAAUGACUGCUUUAGAGCAGGUUUGGAGGCAUCUCUGCUUGGGCUUAGCUAGCCCUGAGAGUAAAGGUAGAAGAACUGCACUCCAUCUGGUAUUUAAAUUCCACCUGGUAUUUAAGUUAGGAUGGUUUGUUGCCUGAUGUGGAAUACGCACAUGUGGCCCUGAUCAGUGUGGUCCUGGUAGAUCAGGCUAUAUCAAAAGAUGAGCUAAGCUCCUGGACUUAACAAGCAUCAGAAAACUCUUCUCUUGCCCCCUUUUUAACCUGGGUUCCUGUGGUGAUAGGAGGGGCAGAUUUUGAGGUGAUUGGAUGAGAUAUGAACCUUGUACAAUCAUUGUGAGAGUUCCCCUCUCUGAUUCAGGCAUAGAUGUGGACAUUGCCUGACUUCCAUGGUGUCCACGAUACCGUGGUUAAAAUCUAUUGAAAUCUCCCCAGAAACUCAGACAGCUGAGGGACCAUGACUGCUGAAGAAUUGGGUCCUGAUGGCCAAUGGUUUUUAUCAUCACCAUAUUUUCUUAGUUUUAAGAUACCGUCGAUUGUAAAAUGCAUUUUCGAUGUAAUCAUAGCUUUUCAGGGAGAAAACACCUUUAUCUCAUUAAUUGUAUAUAUUAAAUUUUAGAUGUAUCUUUUUUCAGAAAUAUUGAAAUGUGAAAAAAAUGUCCAUCUUAGUAUUGAGCAAAUAGGGUAUUACUUAUAAUCAGGAAUUUUGUACUUAAAAACUUUGUUACCUCCUUAGAGAGUUAAAAAUAGGAAACUUGAUGGUUCUGUUUUUUUGUUCAGUUAAUACUAAUUUUAAGGACUUAAUCUCUUUCUUUUCUCAGAGGAUAAACUAAUAGAAUGUAAAAAUGUCUCUGGGAGGUAAAGUGUGAUGGGAGAUGAGGUCAUUUGUUCUAAUUAGAAAUCUGCCUAUCUGAACAUUAAGAUACUUACUCAAAAUAGCAAUAGAAGAAAAUUCCUGAAAUUUGACAGAUAAAACUUUCUAAGCUUUUUAAAAGGACGUUUUUCUUAAAUAACUACAGCUAAAUUUCAUUCUCCUUCUUGUUUACAUUAUAAAAUGUAAUGAAAUACAGAGUUACUUUGUAAAGGCCCUGGAUGAUCAGAUUUCAGUUUUUUAUCCUACAUUUAGUCUGAUAUUUAGACUAAUUUAUUUCUACAGUACGCCCCAAUCUUUUCAUCCUAUUCUCUUCUUUCUGUUUGGAAUAUUUCCCUCCAUACAGCCGUCUGUUAAAGUCUUAUGGAGCCUUUAGGCCCUGGCCCAAGUCCCACUCUCUCCUGGGAAGCCUCACGUGAGUCCCUGAUAGCAGCCAGUACCUUCCUCUCCAAACCCCUUCCUAUUCUGCGCCACAUUUGAGGCACUUUUCAUGUAUUAUUCUGUGAUUAUAUUGACAGAUUCUGUUUCCCCGAAAGCUUUCAGUUUCUUCAGGUCAGUACCCACUUCUUUUUUUUUUUUUUUUUAAUUUUUAUUUAUUUAUUUAUUUAUGGCUGUGUUGGGUCUUCGUUUCUGUGCGAGGGCUUUCUCUAGUUGCGGCAAGCGGGGGCCACUCUUCAUCGCGGUGCGCGGGCCUCUCACUAUCGCGGCCUCUCUUGUUGCGGAGCACAGGCUCCAGACGCGCAGGCUCAGUAAUUGUGGCUCACGGGCCUAGUCGCUCUGCGGCACGUGGGAUCUUCCCAGACCAGGGCUCGAACCCGUGUGCCCUGCAAUGGCAGGCAGAUUCUCAACCACUGCGCCACCAGGGAAGCCCCAGUACCCACUUCUUAUACUUUCAGGUCUUUCUUAUGUAUUGUAGGUGCUCAGUAAAAAGUUGAUGAAAACAUGGAAUUUUCUAGAGGUUUUCAGGUGGUCGGUGUAUUCAUUUGCUAGGGCUGCCAUAACAAAAAAUCACAGACUGGGUGGCUUAAACAGCAAUAAUUAACUUUCUCACAGUUCUGGAGCCUGGAAGUCCAAGAUCAAGGUGUCUGCUGAAUCAGUUCCUGGUGAGAUCUCUCUGCCUGGCUUGCAGAUGGCACCUUCUCACUGUGUCCUCACAUGGUCUUUCUUCUAUGUGUGUGCAUUCCUGGUGUCUCUCUGUGUCCAAAUUUCCUCUUUGUAUAAGGAUACUAGUCAGAUUGGAUUAGGACCCACCCUAAUGGCCUCAUUUUACUUGUCAUCUCCUUUUAAAGGCCCUGUCUCUAAAUACAGUUGCUCUCUGAGGUACUGGGGGUUAGGACUUCAACAUGCAGAUUUGGGGAGACACAAUUCAUUCCCUAACAGUAAGCAUGCCUAAGAUAUGGAGAGGACUUGCUUUUUUCUCUUUCUUAGAAGGACUGAAAAAAGGAAAACAGACCUAAACAAUAUUGGGAGGAAUUCAGAGCCAACAAGCGGACUGUCCCAACACUGAGGGUUUAAAUGUUGGGAUGUGCUAUGUGAGCAAGAUUGGCAGCCUUAUCUGGAAGUCUUUAAACUUAGAAUAAUUCAGCUUUCAAGGUUAUUUUAAGAAAAACACUUAAGUUGAUUUCUGCCCUUUUUAAAGCAGUUUGUAAAAUACUAGGCAUCUGGGAGAAGCUUGACUAUAGGCAGACAUCAGAGAAGUAUUGUGGGUUUGGUUCCAGACCACCGCAAUAAAUUGAGUAUCUCAGUGAAGGGAGUUGCAUGAAUUUUUUGGUUUCCCAGUGCAUCUAAAAGUUACAUUUAUACCACACUGUAGUCUGUUAAGUGUGCAGUAGCAUUGUCUAAAAAAAAAAUCCACAUACCUGAAUUUAAAAAUACUUUAUUACUAAAAAAUGCUAAACAUCAUCUCAUAACACAGAGAUGCCACAAACCUUCAAUUUGUAAAACAAACCACAAUAUCUGCGAAGCACAAUAAAACAAGAUAUUUAAUUUUUAAAUAUAAAAUCACAGCCUAUAAAAGGUCCUUCCUUGUCUGAUACCACCUCCUUCGUGAUGUCCUUGUUGGUGUGUCCAGUGGAACAGUACGUCUCUUACCAGUGAAAUAAAAAUAGGUGUGUGUUU